Messenger RNA from Darwinula stevensoni, 480 nucleotides. Lineage: Eukaryota; Metazoa; Arthropoda; Ostracoda; Podocopida; Darwinulidae. The record is from the annotation of a GenBank genome assembly.
AUGGGAGUCCCAGUAGUCCACUGGCUGGUGAAACCAAGAACCCCACAUGGACGAUCGUUCGCCCUCAGGGCACCAGUUAGAGAGCAGACACUUAAACCGGACUCCUCAGACAAAUGGACUCUCCGAUCUGAAAAACACUGCUGCUAUUGGUUUGAUACCACCGAUGAAGUCCUUAAUGCUGGAGGAAGUGGUAGGCCAAGAGCUGGUCGCACAGAGGAACGAGUCAAAGUCAUUUCUGAGACAGUCAAGAUGAGACCAAAAACAGCAGAAGUUAGUCGAAUCUCCAAUCUCUCAAUGCCCUUCCUUGACCCGGAAGGCCUGAAACAAGCUAUUGACGUUGCCAGCCAGAACAUCCGAUGGGAUCCAAACUUCAAGAAAGCCUCCUGGAGAGUGUUUUCCGCCAUCAAAGAACGAAAGCAGAAGUGUGUAAUUCAACGCAGAUCCCACGUUGAAGCUCAUCAGUUUAAAUAUCAUACUUGA